Molecule: messenger RNA, 600 nt
Organism: Lotus japonicus
Lineage: Eukaryota; Viridiplantae; Streptophyta; Magnoliopsida; Fabales; Fabaceae
Product: small ubiquitin-related modifier 2-like
Exons: 3
Coding region: 91-402 (103 amino acids)
Biological process (GO): protein sumoylation
Cellular component (GO): nucleus
Molecular function (GO): ubiquitin-like protein ligase binding; protein tag activity
Source: RefSeq, a predicted model, not a curated record
AAGAAAAAUUCUAAAAUCAAAACAAGAACCCUAAUUUCCAGAGAGAAGAAUCACAGACGAAGAAGAAGAAGAAGAAGAAGAAGAAGAACGAUGUCUGGAACUCCAAAGGCCUCCGAGGAAGAGAAGAAACCCAAUGAUCAGUCUGCGGCUCCGCACAUCAAUUUGAAGGUUAAAGGCCAGGAUGGCAAUGAAGUAUUCUUCAGGAUCAAAAGAAACACCCAACUGAAGAAGCUUAUGAAUGCAUAUUGUGAUCGGCAAUCUGUGGAGUUGAAUUCAAUUGCCUUCUUAUUUGAUGGUCGCCGCCUCCGCGCAGAACAGACUCCUGAUGAGCUGGAAAUGGAGGAUGGGGAUGAAAUCGACGCGAUGCUGCAUCAAACUGGUGGCGGAGCCCAGUUAGCUUAGUCUGUUGCUGCUGGUUAAUGUGAAAAUUUAAUACAUAAGACUAGGGUAGUAUUUAAUUUGGUGGUGUACGUAAUUUGCAUUAUGGGAAUUGUAGACCUUGUUUGAAACACCUGACAUAUUCUAUUGGUGGUUUGCCAGUUAUCAACUUGUAUUGAAUCUGGAUUCUUAAUUAGGUUGGUCCUUUGGGCCUUACGCUUU